Messenger RNA from Lucilia sericata (common green bottle fly), 664 nucleotides. RefSeq lists its product as uncharacterized. NCBI's taxonomy places the organism in Eukaryota, Metazoa, Arthropoda, Insecta, Diptera, Calliphoridae. The coding region runs from base 35 to 445 and encodes 136 amino acids. The record is from RefSeq and is a predicted model, not a curated record. The transcript is spliced from 2 exons.
CUAUGAUUUCUUCAGGUUGGAAAAAUCCAUUAACAUGCCUUCUGCUCCAAGCAUAACAUCUUUUUCAUAUACAUCAACAUCGCCGUCAUCUGCAUCAUCAUUGUCGUCAGAAUCAGUAUCUUCCAAUACCACCACAUUCAUAAAUAACUGCUCGAAAAAAGACAAAAAAACUAGUGCAAUUAACAACAAUUGUAACAAUCAAACGACUUAUCUCCAACACAAUCAUCAAACCCCGCCAAGAUACAAUCACAAAAAAGACCAACAAAUGCUAAACUUUGAAGAAGUUUCGCACGAUAAGUUAAAAACCGAAACUCCUUCUUCAUCACCUAUACCACCAUCACAAACUAAACGACAAAUGCAACAAGUAAAAUCAAGUCACCAUGGGAAUGAGUGUAAUAAUACGCACAGAGAUUUGAAUCAUUGCGAAAGCGGAAACUGUUUGUGAAAACCAAUGUUGAUGAAUCACUGCACAAAGAAGAGGGAUCAAACUUAGCUCCAAGCACCUUCAGUAUCUAGAAGGAUCAAUUCCAGACGAUGAAAUACCGUCGCACGAUAGAACAUGUACGAAACAAUUAGAUCCCUCCUUUUUGGAUAAUUCAACGUUUAGCAAAGAAAUAAGUAACAAAUUUUUAUCACAAUUCAGGAAUGAGAUAACAAAUAAACC